Molecule: messenger RNA, 3613 nt
Organism: Orbicella faveolata
Lineage: Eukaryota; Metazoa; Cnidaria; Anthozoa; Scleractinia; Merulinidae
Biological process (GO): cell-matrix adhesion
Molecular function (GO): calcium ion binding
Source: RefSeq, a predicted model, not a curated record
CGAGUUCUCCUUUCUACGUCACUUCCGGUUUUUGACCUGUGAUCCAAAGCUCGAACCGCAAGUCAAGAACGUUCCCCAUUUACACAAAAAAUACGAAGAUUGACCACUUAUAGCUGUUCAAUACUUCUUAUUUGGGUUAUAAGCUAUCUUUUUUUAAAAUGUUGUUCUGAGGUGUAGAGUAUCCCUUUAAGCUAUUUGUCAGUGCGUUUCUGAGACACACCGAGAGAUUUCGUGUGAACGGAAUUGGUUCAUAUUGGAUUCCUUGCCUUUACCUUCCAGCUAAUGAAAAUUGCUGUAUGAUUGUUUUUCUUUCUCCAUUAGCCGAUGGUACAUGCGCAGGAGUGAGAUGUCAUCCGGAUGCCACAUGUGAUCAAGACCAGCCACUUGGUCCAGUGUGCAUUUGCAAGGCUGGUUACCAAGGAAAUGGACGGAAGUGUUCUGACAUCGAUGAAUGCACCAGAGAUGAUCAUGAGUGCCACCAAGAUGCCGAGUGUAUCAACACUGUGGGAUCCUACAACUGUUCCUGCAAACUGGGGUUUGAAGGCGACGGGAAUAACUGCAAGCCUGACGGGACUUGCGCAGGCGUCGUGUGCGCUGUUGACGCUGACUGUGUGACGUCAUCUAGCGGUGGUAAAGUUUGCGAAUGUAAAACAGGUUACUCAGGAGAUGGUCGUACUUGUAGAGAUAUCGAUGAGUGCUCUCUGCUUACCCACAAAUGCCACAGGAAGUCAAGAUGCAUCAAUCGCCCUGGGUCGUACUUAUGUCGCUGUAAACCUGGAUAUUUUGGCAAUGGUUUCAACUGCUCGAGUGAUGGUACGUGCGAGGGAGUUGCUUGUCACUACAAUGCCGAUUGCGUGGCACUCGACAACAGUGACGAACCAGAGAAGGAGUGCCGAUGUAAACCAGGCUAUACGGGGAGGGGAGUUAUUUGUAGCGAUAUAAACGAAUGUCUGGAUAAAUCAGUUUGCCCCGAUAAAGCUGAAUGUUUCAAUAUGGCUGGUUCAUUCAUGUGCCACUGUCUUCCGGGCUACAAAAUGGUUGGAAAGACUUGCAGAAAGGAUUGUAAUCUAUGUUUGAACGGUGGCUCCUGUACUGAUAAUAACACCUGUCUGUGUCCCCCUGGAUUUUCCGGCGCAAGAUGCCAAUGGCAUGGAGAUGCGUCUCUGAUCUUCAGUAAAGGAAACAGCAUACAGCGCAUGUCUCUUCCUCCCCGACCCAACAACAUAGGAGUAAUUUACCAGAAAGCAGGCGCUGUACACGUUGGUGUUGACUAUGAUUGCGUGGACCAGACGGUGUACUGGACUGAGGUCACUAAGGGCGUUAUCGUGCGUGCUAAGUAUGAUGGGAGCGACAUGGAAGUCGUUAUUAACAGCGGAGAAAUUACAAGUCCAGAAGGAAUUGCGGUGGAUUGGUUGGGAAGGAACAUUUACUGGACGGACUCGUGGCUUGACACCAUUGAAGUAGCCAUGCUGAAUGGCAGCCACAGACGAACUCUUAUCUCUUCUGACCUGGUGGAUCCGAGGGCCAUCAUAGUUGAUCCACCUAACGGGAAAAUGUACUGGGCCGAUUGGAGCCGAAAUCGUCCGAAGAUCGAAGUGGCUAACAUGGACGGAACCGAUCGCCGAGUACUCGUUAAAUAUCCCCUGAGUCUUCCGAACGGCUUAACGCUCGUACACUCAACAAAUGAACUUUGCUACUCUGAUGCCGGCAUGUGGGCGAUCUCUUGCGUAAAUCUAGGAGAUCUGAGCAUGCGUAAGGCUUACAAUCCAACUACUUACCCGUUUGGCAUAACCAGUUUUAACCGGACGUUGUUCUGGACAGACUGGACCUUGGGAAGAAUCCAAAGGAUGGGAAUGAACUCAAAGAUUCCUGACAAGCCCCUCAGGUCAUUUGUAGGGAGCAGUGGAAAGAUAUUCGAUAUCAAAGCUGUGCAACCGUGUGGAAGAACAGCUGCUGCAGUCAAGAACCCCUGCGCUGUUGAAAAUGGCGGCUGCACGGGAUUGUGCUUAUUGAAACCGAAAGGUCAUUCAUGUUCAUGUCCCAAUGGGCUUCAUCUUGUCAAGACAGGAAACGGAACGAGAUGCCAGGAAAAAUGCAACGGUGCCUUGGGAAUGGAAAGUGGUUUUAUCACCGACCAGCAGCUAUCAGCUCAUUCUGCGUGGAACAACAACCGUGCGCGUUACGGCGCCGCACGCGCGCGUCUGUACUUGAGCGAAUGGCCUCAGGGGUGGAGUGCGAAGAAAAAUGAUCCGUCACCAUGGCUACAAAUAGACCUGCUGCUGGUGCGAGCCGUGACUGCAGUGGCAACUCAAGGGUAUGGGAACAAGAAUGAAAAGGAAUGGGUUAAGACCUAUGUGAUAAUGACGUCGCAUGAUGGAGAAAGAUGGAACACAUACAAGGAAGGAGGACGAAAACGGAUUUUUAUCGGGAAUGUUGACACGAAUUCAGUGGUACGAAAUGAGCUAAAGAUACCGCUGAGAACUCGCUGGCUCAGGAUCGUCCCUCGCUCAUGGAACAAUCACAUAGGACUGCGGGUGGAAUUGUACGGCUGUUGAGUUCAUAAGAGGAACGGCUUACAUUCCCAGGCGGUACUGCGAAGGGCGCUUACUUGGACCUGUGGAGGUUGACGACGGUUUACGAAUUUGAAGAAUCGUGAAUAUUAUACAGCAUCUGCUAAGAUAAGAACUUUGCAAACCCUAUGGGAUUUUGCUUUUAAGACUUUGCCGAUAUUAAAUUUAGUAAAUAUGUUAAUGAAAUAUUUUUUUUAACAGUAACUUUAUGAAAAUCGUGAUAUACAUGUAAAUCAGCACUGUUAUAUAUAUGUGGCACGAUGACGAGAUAAUCUUAGUCACGAUCGACUUUUAGCUACAGUUAUUUGAUUUGCUUGCUUUUUAAAGCUUUGCUGGUCUCUUUAAAAUUUUGCAAAAUUCUUCAUUCUGUUAAAUGAAGAAUCUAAGCAAAUGUCAAACCUCAGCGCUUGUCUAACAACAAAACAUAAAGUUGGACAUCUCUGUUGUCCAUAGUAACUCAAUUCGCCGAAUAAAUAAUAGGCUACUUUCAAUACAGCGAUAUUCGAAAGUAGCUCAGAGGAUAACAAUAAAAAAAUGAAUUCGUGAACUUCUUUUGUCUUGUAUUUCGCCCACAGUAUUGGAUAAAUAGAAAUUGAGAUUGUUGUACACCAAAUACAGGUUAGAAUUGAGACAGCAUAGAAGUCGUAAGGCAGCUUUUAUUUUAACUGAGGCAAGCUGUAGAUCAUCUCAAAAUAUACGAAUUAGCGCAAAAUUUAAUAUUUAGCUAUGUUUAUCUAAUAAAUAAAGUAUUUUUUCGAAGGCCUGUUUACUACAACUUGCAUAUUAUCGGUCAAAGUGAUUAUAGAAUAUAUUUAUUUUCUUAACGACAACAAUGAAUAAUGGCAUAAUUCGGAUUAUUGUAAUAUGAACUGACCCGAGCUUAGCUACCUCUAGUCGUUCAGUGGAUACUCUUUCUCAUUAACUUUAUGUGCCUAAGAAACUAAGGUGAACAUUUCUAUAUUACUUAGGAAAGCAGCUCUGUAAGUAAACAGUGUUCUCUAUAAUAAAACUAGAAAAAUAAAAUUGAAACAAGAGACUGGAAA